UUGUAAUUAACAGAAUAUAUACGUCCGCACUGGUUUUGCAUUCUUAUUCAUUCAUUCAACUAGAAAACAAAAUGAUAAGGUUUUGUGUAUUAAUGUUGUGCUUUUUAGCUUUCAAUGCUGGUGCUGCAGAUGAUAGAAAGAUCAACGCAUUAGAAAUGUACUCCUGCAUAGCAUGCGCUGAAAAAGCCGUAAGGGAUGAGUACAUUCAAUGCAACAAAAUGUUGCCUGAAUCGUGCCAAGAACGGAAUCAAAUAUGCGUGGAUAAAUCUGUACCCGAAGCAAAAUCUCCUGAGGAACAAUGGAGUGCACUUUGCAAACAACCAGAAAAAAGGGAACAGGUAUACGAUUGCGUUAUGAACGAAUCCCAAGGCGUGGAUUUUUCUGAAGAAGACAUGGAUCAUUUCAAGGAAUUUACGACAUGCACAAGGAAACUGGAAGAAAAGCACUGCAAAAGUAAUUAACAUCAAUGCAAAUGAGAUGAAUUUAUUAAAAGAGAAAGACAAAAUUGGAAAUGCACAUGUAUAUGAAUAUAAAUACUUAUCUUGUGUUUGAUAAUGGAAAU
Molecule: messenger RNA, 562 nt
Organism: Uloborus diversus
Lineage: Eukaryota; Metazoa; Arthropoda; Arachnida; Araneae; Uloboridae
Exons: 6
Coding region: 72-461 (129 amino acids)
Source: RefSeq, a predicted model, not a curated record